This is a messenger RNA of Clavispora lusitaniae ATCC 42720, 1359 nucleotides long. RefSeq names its product C1 family peptidase. Gene Ontology annotation, biological process: proteolysis; response to toxic substance; L-homocysteine catabolic process. Gene Ontology annotation, molecular function: cysteine-type aminopeptidase activity. The record is from RefSeq and is a predicted model, not a curated record. Gene Ontology annotation, cellular component: cytoplasm. NCBI's taxonomy places the organism in Eukaryota, Fungi, Ascomycota, Pichiomycetes, Serinales, Metschnikowiaceae.
AUGUCUUCCUUCUCUGUUUCCAAUUUAUCUUCCUGGACCGAAGAGUUUUCUCAAGAUUUGAACACCAAGUUGGGUGCGUCUGUCUUGACCAACUACAACGCUGAAGAGGCCUUAAUUGAUCGUGCUACAGCUAUCAAAAAUACGACAAAUGUAUUCAACACCAGCGUGUCGGUCGAAGGAGCCCCAGUGACAAACCAAAGAUCCAGUGGAAGAUGCUGGCUUUUCGCUAGUGGAAACGUUUUGCGUCUUCCGCUUAUGGAGAAACUCUCGUUGAAGGAAUUCCAGUUCUCUCAAUCGUACUGGUUCUUCUACGACAAAUUGGAAAAAUGUAACUUUUUCCUCGAGAAGUUCGUGGAGAAUAUUGAUUCUUCGCCAGAAGAAGGUGUUGAGUCCAGACUCAAUGACUUUUUGUUGACGGAUCCAACCUGUGAUGGAGGUCAGUUUGAGAUGUUCAUCAAUGUUGCUGAAAAGUAUGGUAUGAUCCCACACGAGCUUUACCCUGAUGCAUACUCUGCUACAGCUUCGAGAACUUUGAAUUUCCUCCUCAAGACUAAGUUGAGAGAGUACGCUGAGACAUUGAGAGAGGCUAAAAGAGGCAAUGCUAGCCAAUUGCCUAAAUUGAGAGAGGAGAUGCAAAAGGAGCUUUACAGAAUUAUGGUGAUGUUCUUGGGACAACCUCCUCUUCCAACAGAUGAAUUGGUUUGGGAAUACAAGACUAAAAACGAUGAGGUCAAGAGCAUGAAGUUGACUCCAAUGCUGUUCUACAAGGAGACUCUUGGGUUAGAUUUGACCCAAUGGGUAUCACUUUUGAACGACCCUCGUAACCCAUAUGAUACCAUAAUUAACAUUGACAAGUUGGGAAAUGUCGUUGGAGGAAAAGAAGUGUCUUACUUGAAUGUAGCGAUUGAUGACUUGGCACAGUACGCUGUGGAGAGAAUCAAGUCCAAUAAUGCUGUUUUCUUUGGAACCCACACUCCUAUCUACAUGGAUAAAAAGAGAGGUAUCAUGGACGAGAAACUAUACAACUACCACCUCGUUAAUUUCAAUGUUACUCAAGACAAGGCUUCUCGUAUCAAGUAUAAGCAGUCUCUUAUGACACACGCUAUGGUCUUGACUGCUGUUCAUUUGGACGAAAAUGGAUCUCCUAUCAGAUGGAGAGUUGAAAAUUCAUGGGGCAAAGAUUCUGGCCAGAAUGGUUACUAUGUGAUGGACCACCAAUAUUUCAAAGACUAUGUUUACCAAAUUGUCGUGAGCAAGCACGAAUUACAGAACCAUCACGUCAAAAUUUUUGAAGACAAAGCAAACGCAGUGGUCUUGCCACCAUGGGACCCAAUGGGCGCCCUUGCAAUCUUACCUUAG